AUGCCGACCCUCGGAUUCCUAAAGAAGAAGCGGACGAAGGACUCGUCCGGCUCAAAGGAUCUCGACUCACCAUCGUCGCCGGCCAAAGACCAGUUCUCACCAAUAACACACACCACCUCCAAAUCCUCCGACCUCUCGCGAGCUACGACCAACAACUCAACGCUGUCCAAGGUCACGACGUCGGGCUCAUCGCACGAGCAACAAUCCGCGCAGACCAACGACUCAAUGUACACAACGCAAAGCUCACAUCAGCCAACCCAGCCAAGCAUACAGAACCUGAUCCACCCAUCCAAUGACGGCAAGACUGGAAACGCGAAUGGAGCCGCGGCGCAUCCGUCGCAGAGGGCCACCAAAGGCAAAUACACCCUCCAAGACUUCGAUUUUCAACGGACGCUGGGGACGGGCAGCUUCGGCCGGGUGCACUUGGUGCAGUCGAAGCACAAUCAGCGGUACUAUGCGGUCAAAGUUCUGAAGAAGGCGCAGGUAGUCAAGAUGAAGCAAGUGGAGCAUACCAACGACGAGCGUCGUAUGCUGGGCAUGGUCAAGCACCCGUUCCUGAUCACGCUCUGGGGCACAUUCCAGGACUCGAAGAACCUGUACAUGGUCAUGGACUUUAUCGAAGGUGGUGAACUGUUCAGCUUGCUACGGAAAUCGCAACGUUUUCCAAAUCCGGUCGCUAAGUUCUACGCCGCUGAAGUAACUCUUGCGCUGGACUAUCUCCAUUCGAUGGAUAUCAUUUACCGUGACUUGAAGCCCGAGAACCUCCUUCUCGAUAGGCACGGUCACCUCAAGAUUACGGAUUUCGGCUUCGCCAAGGAGGUGCCAGACAUCACGUGGACACUCUGCGGCACUCCAGAUUACCUAGCGCCAGAAGUAGUCGCCUCGAAGGGAUACAACAAGUCUGUGGACUGGUGGUCACUUGGCAUCUUGAUCUUCGAAAUGCUCUGCGGGUUCACCCCUUUCUGGGAUGGAGGUUCGCCCAUGAAAAUCUACGAGAACAUUCUCAAAGGACGCGUCAAAUAUCCACCUUACGUCCAUGCAGACGCUCAGGAUCUACUUCAGAAGCUGAUCACCCCCGACUUGACUAAACGUCUCGGCAAUCUGCACGGCGGAAGCAAGGAUGUGAUGCAGCACGCUUGGUUUGCGGAGGUCACGUGGGACCGCUUGGCGAAGAAGGACAUCGACGCCCCGUACGUACCACCGGUCCGCGGCGGCGCCGGUGACGCCAGUCAAUUCGACAAAUACCCUGAGGAGACGGAAGCAUAUGGACAGACCGGUGAUGAUCCGUAA
Coniosporium apollinis CBS 100218 is the source of this 1290-nucleotide messenger RNA. Its product is annotated as AGC/PKA protein kinase. The record is from RefSeq and is a predicted model, not a curated record. The transcript has 3 exons. The coding region runs from base 1 to 1290 and encodes 429 amino acids. Gene Ontology annotation, cellular component: nucleus; cAMP-dependent protein kinase complex. Lineage: Eukaryota; Fungi; Ascomycota; Dothideomycetes. Gene Ontology annotation, molecular function: ATP binding; cAMP-dependent protein kinase activity. Gene Ontology annotation, biological process: peptidyl-serine phosphorylation.